Drosophila serrata is the source of this 4232-nucleotide messenger RNA. RefSeq lists its product as uncharacterized. Gene Ontology annotation, cellular component: plasma membrane. The record is from RefSeq and is a predicted model, not a curated record. Lineage: Eukaryota; Metazoa; Arthropoda; Insecta; Diptera; Drosophilidae. Gene Ontology annotation, molecular function: octopamine receptor activity. Gene Ontology annotation, biological process: positive regulation of MAPK cascade; adenylate cyclase-activating adrenergic receptor signaling pathway.
CUCUUUGCACUCGCUUCGAGAACCGCUGGCGUUGCUCCAUCUCGCUCCCUCGAGCGGUAGAGUAUAUUUGGAGGCGUUGGGGCGCUCGCUCCCGACAGUUGUGCUUGGAACGCUUCGGAGUGAAGAUCGUGCUUGUCCGAUCGCAGCGCGUGAUACACGGCGGAAAAUAUAAAACAAGAGACCCAAAACUCGGAAGAAACGCGAAUCGAAGCGAGUGAGAAAAAAGCAACUGCUUGACAGCUAAAAAGAAAUUGUUUUUUACACACAUCAAUCUCGUCGCACGUAAAUUAGCAAGCGUUCGCAAGAAACAAGCCGCCGCACAGAUAAAUCAGAAAUUACAAAUAAAAAACACAGAAAACAAAUAUCAAAAACCGAAAUUGGCUGCAAACGAGAGACAGCGGAUACACCGAGUGAAAUUUGUGUCAUAAGCAAAGCCAAAAGGCAGAAAACCAAAAACCCAAAAAAGCGCUAGCAAAAAAACAAAAACAUAAAAGCGCCUAAGUGACUGUGAAACUGUGAAGUGAUGUGUAAAGCCUGAAGAAUGGCCAUAGACCUCCUGAUCCUGGCCCUGCUGCUCGUCUCGUUCCUGAUCAAUCUCCUGGCGCUGUGUGCCUUCUGGAUCACUCCCGGCCUGCGCACCACCGCCAAUCGUUUCACGAUCAAUCUGCUGGCCAUCAAUCUCAUUGGAUGCUGCAUCCUUGCCCCCACUCUCUUCCUGGGCCUGCCCUCCAAGUCUGCGGGUCACACAGUGCCAGCGGAAUCCCUUGAGUAUGUCUCGAAGCCGGGGAACCACCAGGUCACCGUCAGGCGUAAUGGCCACGUCGUCGAGCAGGAUGCAGUGGUGGUGCGACGCAACAUCAGCGACGGCAGCGAUACGGUGGAUUUCAUCAAUUGCACCGGCAGCUACUGCCGGGAGCUAACCAUCGAUGAGCGUCGGGAUGGUGGUGUUGUCAUCACGGAGACGGAAACCCAUGAGGAGAAUCUCUCCGCUGCCUUCGAGAGCACUCCCACCUCGGCCCCAGUUCUGCCACCGGUGGAGCUCCGCUGCUGGUCCAUAGAUAUGACCGCAGCUCUGGGAGCCCUGGCUGUGCUCCUCGUGGUGGGUGACACCUGGUGUGCCGUCACCGAUCCCCUGCGUUACCACAGUCGGAUUUCGGGGGUGAAGACUUGGAUCUUCAUAGCCCUCACCUGGCUGGUUGGUAUGCUCUUCGGGGCCCUAUCCUUCCUCCGCGUGCUGGACUUUGAGGCGGACACCGUUCUGAGUCGGCAAAGGCGAUUGGCAACUACUUACUUCAACAUUAGCACCUCCAGCAAUAUCUUUGGUGUAGUCUAUGCCAGUGUGUACUUCAUCGUGAUCAUCCUGCUGCCCUUUGGCUUCGUGUGUGGAAUGUACUGGCGAAUCUUUAGUGAGGCUCGCGGCAAUGGGUUGCGCAUGCGCCAGAAUGGAUCCUCGCCUCUACUGCAGAGCGCCUUGAACCUCACCGCUGGGCAGCAGGCGGCUCAGACCAAUCAGUUCUCCAACAGUUUGUGCGUCCACCGGCACUCCAUAUCCUCAGCGAGUUCGCAUGGCGGCAACAGCACCGUGGGCCUCGGCAUUGGACUCGGUGGCCUGCAAAUGCAGAUCGAUCAGCGCCAACAGCCUCGCAGUUCCCCCAGCUGCCUGCGUCGCGACUCGGCGGCCAAGGUUCUGCUGCCCACAAUCUCAGAUGAUGGCGGUUCGGAUGCGGAUGCGGAGAGUAUUGCCGGUGUCCAGCUGAUGCCCGUGCAGGAGCACACCCUGUCGGAUCGUAACCAGAACAUCCUGCUGACCCUGCAAACGGCUAGUGGUGAGAUCAAGCGGAACUAUUCCGCUCGCCAGCUGCCUUUGCUGGGCACCUCCUCGCAGGAUCUGCGGGAGGCCCACCGCCUGCAGGGUAUCCGUCAGGUGCACAGCUCACCCAACCUGCACAAGUACACGGAGCUGCGACAGGAGUCGCUGGGCGAUGAGAGCGGCUCACCCCAUCUCCUGGGUCAUGCCCAGCGUCAGCAGCAGCAGCAGUCGCAGCAACAGCACAUGCAACAUCAGCAGCACCCGCUGCAGCACCAUCAGCAGCAGCAUCACCCCCACUUCAGCUCGCCCCGCCACCAACAGGGACAACAGGGCCACGCCCUCCAGAUUCCCGCCAUCCACGCCUCCCCCAAAGCGCUCAGCUACAUGAGCUCCCUGCGUCACCGGCUGAGCAACGCCAGCUCGCUGUUCAAGUACCGCGAGGAGUCGCGGGCUGCUCGGAUCAGCAUCCUGGUGGUGGUCAUGUUCGUGGUCUCCUACCUGCCCUUCGGCCUGCUAGUCCUGCUGCAGUCGCGCCUGAUGGCAGCUAACUUUGGCGGUUCCUCGCAGCUGGCCAUCUUCAUGAUCCUGCUGGCCAACCUCAGCUCGCCCUUCAUCUUCGCCUACCGGAAUAAGCGGGUAAGGCGCGGUGUGAAGCGCCUGUUUGGCCUGGACAAGUCGGCAGGUCUGCAGAGGCACUGCAGCAGCAGUGUGAAGACCAACGGCGGAGCUCCAGCUGCUUCCGGCGGAAGUGGAGGAGCACAGUUGCAGCGGAAUAGCAGCAAAUUGUCGCAGUACAGCAGCAAUAGCUGCCGAUAUCUGACGCCCCAGAGCUCGCUGGUCAGCCAGGUGCCGGUGCACACCACCCUAACCCUGCGGCCCAACAGCAGCUGCAGCACCAUCAUCAACUUUGGUGCCACCCGGGGAUCGGCGGACUCCGAUGAGCUGCCACCUCCAACACCACCGCCGCCACCUCAUACUGCGACACCCACGCCGCCGCCGCCGUCAAGGCCGCAGCGGCCCAAGUUGCAGCGGGGCAUCACCAUCGUGGAGCAUAUCGCCAUCACACCCACGACGCCUCACAAGUUCCAGAACCGGCGGGGCCGGCUCUUCGACAUGUUCUUCCGCGGCUCCAAGAAGCUGCAGGCGGGCUGCCAGAGCCAGAGCUUGCCCACAGAGGUCUAAGCUAAGAGGACUUAACGUUUAAAUAUUUAUUAUGUAAGAGGACACACACUAAACUCGCUUGCUGAAGAAUUCUAAGAACAGUAUUCGUAAUUUGUAAGUGUAGCAAUUAGCAAAGACAAGUUCGAAUUUGAGCUGUCCCAGAAGCUUCUCAUGCCAAAAACAAAAGAAAGUCAGACUCACAAGUUUGAGAUGCUUUAACUUAAAAGAUAACUAAGCUAAACUAUAAACAUAAAAAACACUGAGAAAAACACACUAAAAACAAAACAAACAAAAUGUACCUUUAGAGCAUACAAAGCAAAUAGCAACAACUGUGUACAAGUCAAAUUAACAAACAAACAGAGGGACGAUUAUAAUAUUCUUAGGGUGGAUAUCAAACUGUAAUGUGGAACCAAGCCAAGCCAAGUCGAGAUGGAAUCAAUGUACCUAAGCAACAAAGCAUAUGAACAUUUAAUGUUUUUAUAGAGAAAGUCCAAUUCAAUCCAAUUCAACUCAACUCAGACAGCACAGUUAUCCACAGCUAAUUUAUUAUUUAUUUUUAAGGCAUUACCACGAUACGAGCCUAGUUAUUAGAGACACACACAAAAACACCGAAAAGCUUUAACUCCAAAACAUUCUGGCUAACCGAGAAGAGACGCAGCAAAUACAUUCAAUUGAUAAGUUAAUUAAUUAAUUAAGUAAGUGUGCAAAGCAUAUGCGUAUUCGUAUUUUAGCGCCUAAGUAGCCGCGUAGUCCCAAAGUCUUAAAUCGAGCACCUAGUGCCGCGCAGUGCUUUUCGAGCCGACCAUCUUCCAAAAUGGCCCCUCAAGGUCGCAUUUUCAUAUUGAAAAGCGUUAGCCAGUGCAGCGGCCAUUGGAAAAUUGGUCAGUAAGUCAGUUGGUCAGUCUGCCAGUCAGUCAGUCAGCCAGCCAGCAGUUAGUUAACCAUUAAAGUCAAUUCGCUUUCGUAGAACCCUGGGCAUUGCGUGCAGCUAAAUACCUCAUUAGAUAUAAUUUAAAGUGCAAGAUGGACAGCGGGAAUAGGUCAAAAGUCAGAGCCAUCAUACCACCGGCUCAUGCAUAAUGGAUAAUGGAUUGUGCAUACCUGGUAUGGUUGAAGUGGCCCUGGCAUUUGUCCCCUCCUGACCGCUUCGGGCCAGAAAGCUUUAUACCGUAUAGGUUCUCCUCAGCGCCCCGCUUUGAUUUGCCCCGCUGCACAGAUACACACACCACACACCACGCACACCACACACACACCAUACAAA